Messenger RNA from Arabidopsis thaliana (thale cress), 982 nucleotides. RefSeq names its product Pathogenesis-related thaumatin superfamily protein. The coding region runs from base 183 to 914 and encodes 243 amino acids. Gene Ontology annotation, biological process: defense response. The record is from RefSeq and is marked reviewed. The transcript has 2 exons. Lineage: Eukaryota; Viridiplantae; Streptophyta; Magnoliopsida; Brassicales; Brassicaceae.
AUACAACAAUCCACUUCACCACACCAAUAUUAGUCUUGCAACCCAAGUUUCCACUUCUUCCUUCGACCACGACGUCCUCAACAUAUUCUUUAUUAAUAUUCUCUUGAAAACAACCACAACACACACAAAAGCAAACUUUAGAAGUGAUAUAUCCCCACACAACAACAACAACAUCAACAACAAUGACGAAAUCUGCAACUCUAUUCCUUCUCUUUCUCACUAUCUCAGCCUUCACUGAUGGAGCUCAGCUUAUAAUAGUGAAUAACUGCCAGGAGAGCAUUUGGCCGGGAAUUCUCGGCGGCGGAGGCCAAAUCACACCAAGAAACGGCGGAUUCCACAUGGGAAGCGGCGAAGAAACCAUCAUAGACGUACCGGAUAAAUGGUCCGGUCGAAUCUGGGGUAGACAAGGCUGCACCUUUAACCAAAACGGUAAAGGCUCAUGCCAAACCGGAGACUGCAACGACGGCUCUAUCAACUGCCAAGGAACCGGCGGUGUACCACCAGCAACCGUAGUAGAAAUGACAUUAGGCUCAUCUUCCUCUCCGCUUCAUUUCUACGACGUAAGUCUCGUCGACGGUUUCAAUCUUCCGGUGUCGAUGAAACCAAUCGGCGGUGGAGUUGGAUGUGGCGUUGCGGCUUGUGAAGUGAAUUUGAACAUUUGUUGUCCAUCAGCUUUGGAAGUUAAGAGAGAUGGGAAAGUGGUUGGUUGUAAAAGUGCUUGCUUGGCGAUGCAAUCGGCUAAGUAUUGUUGCACCGGUGAAUAUGCGAAUCCUCAGGCGUGUAAGCCGACUCUGUUCGCGAAUCUGUUUAAAGCGAUUUGUCCUAAAGCUUAUAGUUAUGCGUUUGAUGAUUCUAGUAGUUUGAAUAAGUGUAGAGCUUCUCGUUAUGUUAUCACUUUCUGUCCUCCAAAGUGAGAGGCUUCUGAUUUUUAUGUUAUGUUUAUCAUGCAGUAGCUUGAUUUGGUACUUGUACGGUCUGUUUU